Messenger RNA from Leopardus geoffroyi (Geoffroy's cat), 5045 nucleotides. RefSeq names its product corin, serine peptidase (gene CORIN). The record is from RefSeq and is a predicted model, not a curated record. The transcript has 23 exons. Gene Ontology annotation, biological process: regulation of blood pressure; peptide hormone processing; acrosome reaction. Gene Ontology annotation, cellular component: membrane. Lineage: Eukaryota; Metazoa; Chordata; Mammalia; Carnivora; Felidae. Gene Ontology annotation, molecular function: protein binding; serine-type endopeptidase activity. The coding region runs from base 60 to 3473 and encodes 1137 amino acids.
AGUCCUCGGGGCGCACGAUCCUCCACGGGUCGCCCAGCGUCCGCGACCCUCGCAAGGUCAUGAGCAGACUUUCCUUCAACGUCCGAGUCGGGUCGGUCCGGAGACCCCGCUCUCCUCGGCAGGGGCGUCGGCACGUCUCCCGCAGAGUCCCUCCUCGGCCGGGCGCCCUGCACGCGGCAAGUGGACUGGGCGGCGCGCGGCCGCCGGGGGAGGCGGCAGCAGGAGCCGUCGGCACGAGCCCCUCGGGGAUCCCCGGCUUCCCCUCUGCGCCAGCGCCAGCGCCGCGGACGCCCCGGCCCCGGGAGCACUGCGCAGCAGCCCGGCCGGCCCCAGACGUCUUGGGAGCUGUUGACAAUAACAUGGGUGAUGGCUGCUCUCAGAAGCUGGCAACUGCGAAUAUUCUCCGCUUCCUGUUGCUGGUCUUGAUUCCGUGUAUCUGUGCCCUCAUUGUCCUGCUCGUGAUCCUGCUCUCCUUUGUUGGAACAUUAAAAAAAGCCUAUUUUAAAUCAAAUGGGACUGAACCUUUGGUCACCGAUGGUGAAGUCCCAGUGUCUGAUAUUGUUCUUACAAAUACGAUUUGUAACAAGAGCACUGUGACGUCUGCCACGCAUCCCAACCAGCACGUUCCAGCCUGGACCACGGAUGCUUCUCUCCCAGGGAACCAGAAUCACAGGAACACAAGUGCCUGUAUGAACAUCACCCACAGCCAGUGUCAGAUGCUGCCCUACCACACCACGCUAACACCUGUCUUCUCAUUUGUCAAAAACAUGGAAAUGGAGAAGUUCCUCAAGUUCUUCAUGUACCUCCAUCGCCUCAGUUGCUAUCAACAUAUCAUGCUUUUUGGCUGUAGCCUCGCCUUCCCUGAGUGCGUCGGUGAUGGCAAUGACAGUCAUGGACUCCUGCCCUGUAGGUCCUUCUGUGAGGCUGCAAAAGAGGGCUGUGAAUCAGUCCUAGGGAUGGUGAAUGCCUCCUGGCCGGAUUUCCUCACAUGCUCCCAGUUUAGAAUCCAAAACGAAAGCAGCAAUGUCAGCAGGAUUUGCUUCUCACCACAACAGGAAAAAGGAAAGCAAUCGCUGUGCGGAGGGGGCGAGAGCUUUCUGUGCGCCAGCGGGCUCUGCGUGCCCCGGAAGCUGCAGUGCAACGGCCACAACGACUGUAACGACUGGAGCGAUGAGGCGCAUUGCAAUUGCAGUGAAGAUUUGUUUCACUGUCACACGGGCAAGUGCCUUAAUUAUAGCCUUGUGUGUGAUGGAUAUGAUGACUGUGGGGACCUGAGUGAGGAGCAGAACUGUGAUUGUAAUCCCACAAAGGAGCAUCGCUGUGGAGAUGGGCGCUGCAUUGCAAUAGAGUGGGUUUGUGACGGUGACCAUGACUGUGUGGAUAAGUCCGACGAGGUCAAUUGCUCUUGUCACAGCCAGGGUCUGAUGGAGUGCAGGAGCGGACAGUGUAUCCCUAGCUCUUUCCAGUGUGACGGAGACGAGGACUGCAGGGACGGCUCUGACGAGGAGAACUGCGGCGACAGUCAGACUCCGUGUCAAGAAGGCGACCAAAGAUGCCUCUACAAUUCCUGCCUUGAUCCAUGUGGCGGUAGCUCCCUUUGCGACCCGAACAACAGUCUAAAUAACUGUAGUCAAUGUGAACCAAUUACGUUGGAACUCUGCAUGAAUUUGCCCUACAACCAUACAAAUUAUCCAAAUUACCUUGGCCACAGGACUCAAAAAGAAGCCUCCAUCAGCUGGGAGUCCUCUCUUUUCCCUGCACUUGUUCAAACCAACUGUUACAAAUACCUCAUGUUCUUUGCUUGCACCAUCUUGGUACCAAAGUGUGAUGUGAACACAAGCCAGCGUAUUCCACCUUGCAGAGCACUGUGUGAGCACUCCAAAGAACACUGUGAGUCUGUUCUUGGGAUCGUGGGCCUGCAGUGGCCUGAAGACACAGAUUGCAGUCAAUUUCCAGAGGAAAAUUCAGACAACCAAACUUGCCUAAUGCCUGAUGAAGAUGUGGAAGAAUGCUCACCUAGUCACUUCAAGUGUGGCUCUGGACGGUGUGUUCUGGCUUCUAGAAGGUGUGAUGGCCAGGCUGACUGUGACGAUGACAGUGAUGAAGAAAACUGCGAGGAUAAAACUCUUUCUGACGUUUCUUCGUGGAGUUCCAAAAUCACCAGUGGAAAGGCCAGAAAUGCCAAUGGCUGUAAAGAGAGAGAUCUUUGGGAAUGUCCAUCCAAUAAACAAUGUUUGAAGCACACAGUUAUCUGUGAUGGGUUCCCAGACUGCCCUGAUGCCAUGGAUGAGAAAAACUGUUCAUUUUGCCAAGACGAUGAACUCGAAUGUGCGAACCAUGAGUGUGUGUCCCGUGAGCGCUGGUGCGAUGGUGAAGCCGACUGCUUGGACAGUUCUGAUGAGUGGGACUGUGUGACCCUCUCUAAAAAUGUGAGCUCCUCCUCAUUCCUGACGGCUCACAGAUCUGCCAAAGAACACCACGUGUGUGCGGAUGGCUGGCAGGAGACGUUGAGUCAGCUAGCCUGCAAGCAGAUGGGUUUAGGAGAACCAUCUGUGACUAAAUUGGUACAGGGACAGGAGCAAGACCAGGAGUGGCUGACAUUACACUCCAACUGGGAGAGCCUCAAUGGGACCACUUUGCAUGAACUGCUGGUAAAAGGGCAGCCUUGUCAGAGCGGAAGUAAGAUUUCUCUUCUGUGUACUAAACAAGACUGUGGGCGCCGCCCUGCUGCCCGAAUGAACAAGAGGAUCCUUGGGGGUCGAACGAGUCGUCCUGGAAGAUGGCCAUGGCAGUGUUCCCUGCAGAGUGAACCCAGUGGACACAUUUGUGGCUGUGUCCUCAUUGCCAAGAAGUGGGUCCUGACGGUUGCCCACUGCUUUGAGGGGAGAGAGAGCGCUGCCGUCUGGAAAGUGGUCUUUGGCAUCAACAACCUAGACCACCCGUCGACGUUUAUGCAGACGCGCCUGGUGAGGACCAUCAUCCUCCACCCUCGCUACAGUCGAGCUGUGGUCGACUACGACAUCAGCAUAGUGGAGCUAAGCGAAGACAUCAAUGAAACCAUCUACGUGCGGCCGGUCUGCUUACCCGGCACGGAGCAGUCCUUGGAACCGGAUACGUACUGCUACAUCACAGGCUGGGGGCAUAUGGGCAACAAAAUGCCUUUUAAGCUGCAAGAGGGAGAAGUCCGCAUCAUCUCUCUGGAGCAAUGCCAGUCCUACUUUGACAUGAAGACCAUCACCACCCGGAUGAUAUGUGCCGGCUAUGAGUCCGGCACAGUCGACUCGUGCAUGGGUGACAGCGGCGGGCCACUUGUUUGUGAGCGGCCUGGAGGACAGUGGACAUUAUUUGGUUUAACCUCAUGGGGCUCCGUGUGCUUUUCCAAAGUCCUGGGGCCUGGAGUUUAUAGCAAUGUGUCCUACUUCGUCGAGUGGAUUGAAAGACAAAUAUACAUCCAUACCUUCCUCCUAAACUAAUCCCAAAGAUGAUCAGAGACUUUUGCCAACUACUUUCAAAGAAAAUGGCCUUUUUGACUGUGGAGUGCUUCCCACAGACAGCUGAACAGAAGCACUUUCCGUGGACCGGGAUGCUCGGCAGUGCACUGCAAAUUUUCAUGUUUGUUUUGGUCUAAUUUUAUUCAGUUUUUUUUCAACUUUAGUUUUCUCUUGUUUCAAGUUUAAUGAAGUCUUUAAAAAAAAAAAAAACCCAAAAACAAAGAAAAGCAGAUUUUGUUCUCUUGCCAGGCCUAACCUUGACCUUAGCACAAAAUUUAUCAGCCAGGAAUAUGACAGGUGCUAGGGGAACAGGUUAUGGAAAAUUCUCUUUCAGUCACAAAGAGGACCUUGAGAUCCAGGAUGACUAAUCUUUGCCGGUUUUUGUUUCUUGAGCACAGUGGCAAAUUGCAAUAUUAAUGCUGGAGACUUGCUUUUGAUUUAUUAAAAAGCCAGGAUAAUUUGCAAGCUUAAAUGAUUUACUGUUACUCUUCUCAAGUUUGCAUAAUUCUGAGAACCUAUGACGGACAGAUAUAAAAGACAAGUAGCAUCCACUGCGGUAGCUGAAAUGGAAGGACAUUUUGAACACACAGUUCUUCAGACAUCAACAUUAGCACUCCCAUAGAGGACUACACGCUCUGAACUCAAAUCAAGGAUGUUGCUUUAUAGAAAAGUCUCCACAAAAGCUUCUCCAGAGCUGGGGUUUGUUCAUUGUGUAUCGGCUGACUGAGAUUUUAACAACUAGAAGCAUAUUCGUGGAAAACAUUUUGUUUUGCCUGUGUGACAAUGAAUGGAGAUUAAAGCUUGCCAAAGGAGAACUCGCUGUAGACUGGAGAGAUUCAAUUUUGGAAGAGGAAAAUUAAAUUGCACCCGACCUCCAAUCCCAUAUUUUCCAAUUGUCCUGUGUUCACCCAUAACAAUAGAGUCGCAGAACCGCAUCUCAAAGCACGGUGAAAGUUUGCCUGGAGUACCACAUUUUGUCCUUGAAACAUGUUUCAUAUCUGGUGUUGUUGCCAUUUCCUCCUGUUGAUGAUUAAAACAAAAUUUUUUUUACUGCUUUUAAGCACUAGGCCACUUUAUGCACAUCAAUCUCUCCCCACUAAAAAGCUCCAAAAUAUAGAUUUUCACAUGUAAGUAAUUUAGGUAGGCGUUCAUUUUGCAACAUCCAAAUGCCUUUUGAGUAAGUAGGGUUCCCUACUAACCUUCACCAGCAAGCAACCCGGACUGCCUCAGCAGACACUACCUGCUAUUUUGUACAUGUAUUUUUCUACUCUUUUCUAUGUGCCCACAUAUUUCAGUUUCAAAAAGUUGUCUUGACACGUUCCAUGUUAUUCCUCUCCUAUUCUCUAGUUUGUGUGAACCUACUCAGAAUGUGAAAUCCAGCAACGGAAUUGCAGUCACAAUUGUAUGAAAGUUUAAGAACAUUAUGUCCGUUUUGUUAUAGUUGUAGGUACAUAAUGUAAUAACUUUUAGCCUUGCUCAACUUCUGUUCAGUCAAGUGUACCUGUUGUACUUAUUUUAAAUAACCUGCAAUACAAAUAAAGUGGUACAAUCCUU